AUGUCUCGCUUAGUUCACCUCACAGAACUUAAAAUUCGCACUCUGAAACAGGCUAGACAACAGACUACUCUGGCAUGUACGUUAGACUCACUUUAUGUUGAUGUGUGCUGUCUGCAUAAAAAGGUUUCAAGACCCAAGAAUGACAGCUCCAAAUCAGAAGACGACUUUGAGUUGGUCAUGUUAGAUCGGCGAGGUUUUCAUGGGAUCAUACAAGAUGACCGAACCCUGCCAGGAGUAGGCGGAGAUCCGACGGUUUGCAUUGUUAUUCUGAAGCAGUGGUUGCACCGCGCCUUGCGGGAAAUGAGCACGUGUCAAGUCACCAGUUGCUCUUGGAUUACUCUGUCAGUGCUCGACACUCAGUCGGGUAAGGACGACAGACUGGUUCACAUCGGACAAGCUGUCGCACCCGACGAGGAAACUGGCGCUGGCGCCGUUGGCCGAAAAGGAGUCUCAGGGUGCUGCUUUUCGACCAGUUUGGUCUUUCUGGAUAAUUUCUGCGGGCCUCUUACACGGACUGUUCAGGUACCUCUUUCUUUAACCUUGCUUUCCCUGUCUGUUGAUGUAUACUCUGUUACCGAAACACUCACACAAGACCCUUCUUUGGUGCUGCACCUCAAAACAACUGGGAGGAACUCAGAUGUUCCACAUUUCACUCUUCGAGUACGCGGUGAUCCUGACGCAAUAGUUUGUGCUAUCUACAGUGUGGGAAGUGCUCUGAGCUCCGAAAGCACCUUCCUCGCAUGGAUUCCAUUAAACAGUCUUCUUUGCGCUGUGCGGUUGACUGACCCAAUUAAGAUCAAUGCAGGUCGAUGCAGGUUCCAUCAAGAUCUGUCGGGACCGUUUCAUUCAAAAAGAAAGACAGAUACAAUAAUCCUGGUGCAUAUUAUAUGUUUUCAAGUUGGACAACAAAGUUCGGAAGCGGCACAACCUAAUGAUAGUUUAGCUGGUUUCCAUCAAAUGGACCACUGGAGUAACCCAGCUGGCUUGAGUGGGAAGUCGAAAACUACCCAACCAUCUACAACAAAAUUCUGCGUGAGAUAUCGACCUUCGAGCACGACAAGGUGUCUG
Molecule: messenger RNA, 1068 nt
Organism: Opisthorchis viverrini
Lineage: Eukaryota; Metazoa; Platyhelminthes; Trematoda; Opisthorchiida; Opisthorchiidae
Exons: 4
Source: RefSeq, a predicted model, not a curated record